GGGACUCGGGAACAUCCGAUGUCAUCGAAGGCGAGCCAGACAUGUGGGAACCAUCACCUGUUGACUGUGACCGUGAAACUCUCCUACGUGCAACCGUCGCCGUUGAAACGUCUGGCCUGGUCGUUGUUGAUCAAGGCCUUUCAAGUGUCAAUGCUCGCUAUAAUAAAAUUAACUAUGCCCUGCCUUGCCGGGUGACUUGAGAAUGACAGUUUCAACGAGGACAAACCGAACCGAUGCCUCGGUCUGUCUUUGACCUCCGCAGUUCGGUCGCGCAGCUGAGUACCCCCAGCGUUCCCAUGAUCGCCUAAUAAAGCUUAGCGUAGGGGCGCGGGCAACCUCGGCACGGCGGUGAUCGUGGCCAAGGCUCAGCGUACCCCGGAUUCCAAGAUGCGUGUGCCUCCACAGAUCCAACUGAUUGAUAACUGGCCUUCUUCCUCGUGCUUCGUCUUGUGUCUUUUUUGUUUUUCAGCAGCGAGAUUUUUAACCUUUUUCUUUUUCACCAACACUUAUUCUACCAUUUCCCGUUUUGGAGUAUUCACAUCAGUCAUCAUGGCCUCUCCUCAGCAGAUUCGCACCGACAUCACCGAUCUCUUCGGGAUCAAGCACCCCAUCCUCCUCGCCGGCAUGAACGUCGCCGCUGGCCCCAAGCUGGCGGCGGCUGUCACCAAUGCCGGCGGUAUGGGUGUCCUCGGUGGUAUCAGCUACACCCCCGAGAUGCUCAGGGAGCAGAUCGAUGAGAUCAAGAAGCACCUUAACGACAAGAAGGCUCCCUUCGGUGUCGAUCUCCUUCUUCCCCAGGUUGGCGGCAACGCCCGCAAGACCAACUACGAUUACACCAAGGGCAAGCUUGACGAGUUGAUUGACAUCAUCAUCGAGUCCGGCGCCAAGCUCUUCGUUUCCGCCGUCGGCGUCCCCCCCAAGCACGUCGUCGAGAAGCUCCACAAGAACGGCAUCCUCUACAUGAACAUGAUCGGCCACCCCAAGCACGUCAAGAAGUGCCUCGACCUCGGUGUCGAUAUCAUCUGCGCUCAGGGUGGCGAGGGUGGCGGCCACACCGGUGACACCCCCACCACCGUCCUCAUCCCCACCGUUGCUCAGCUCGUCAAGGGCCACAAGUCCCCAUUGACUGGCAAGCCCGUCCAGGUUGUUGCCGCCGGUGGUAUCUGGAACGGUCAGCUCCUCGCCUCUGCGCUUAUGAUGGGCGCCAGCGGUGUCUGGGUUGGUACCCGUUUCGUCCUCUCCAAGGAGGCUGGUGCCCCCAAGGCCCACAAGGAGGCCGUCCGCACCUCGGGCUUCGAUGACAACAUCCGCACCACCAUCUUCACCGGUCGCCCCAUGCGUGUCCGUGCCAACCCCUACAUUGUUAACUGGGAGGAGGACCGUGUUUCCGAGUUGAAGCAGUGCCUCGCCAAGGGCAAGAUCCCCCACGAGGUCGACCUCGAUAAGCUCAUGGCUGGUGAGGUCCCAUCGAUUGCCGACCUCAAGAAGAUCGGCCUCGUUGCUGCCUCUACCCCCGACAACGCCGAGGUUGAUGUUGAUGACCUCCUUGACUCCCUCAUGCCCCACCUUAUGGGCAAGUGCGCCGCCGUUGUCAACGAGGAGAAGUCAGCCAAGGAGAUCGUUGACGAGUUUGUCAACGAUGCCGUUGCCGUCAUCAAGAGGGGCAACGCCCAGCUCGUCAGCUUGCCCAAGCUAUAGAGUGUGGGAGGAUAUGAUGGAUUGGCUUUCUUGACUGUACUAUAGCGUCGUUUCUGCACAUAUAAUGACAUUUCACGAUUUGAAUACUCCAUGUCUAUGUUCACUCAAAUGUUUUGGCCUGAUUUUUUACGU
Messenger RNA from Podospora pseudocomata, 1830 nucleotides. RefSeq lists its product as uncharacterized. Gene Ontology annotation, molecular function: nitronate monooxygenase activity. The record is from RefSeq and is a predicted model, not a curated record. Bases 388 to 1698 code for a protein of 436 amino acids. NCBI's taxonomy places the organism in Eukaryota, Fungi, Ascomycota, Sordariomycetes, Sordariales, Podosporaceae. The transcript is spliced from 3 exons.